CGCCUCGCUCUGCCAGGGUACGGCAGGGUGGUGAUCUCUCGCGCUGGGGGAAGAACGGACCGGAGGCACGGGAGAGGAAUCGGUGGCUCCAGCGGAGGACGGGCGGUCGAUUUUUGGUUGAACACGUUCGGAAGCGAGGACAGCCGAGGACUCCCGAGGAGGGCCGAUGUGUCUCCGGAAGAGAAGCGCGCGGCGCCGUCCAGAGCUGCUCAGCGCGAGGAUAGAAGGAGAGGUCCAGGCAUCAAGAAGAGAUGACAUGCAUGCUUCCAGCCUGCUGCUAAUCUGACGACUCACACACUAACCGACCGGCCAUGAUGGACACACUGUAUACAGGCCCGGAGCCGGCCGAGCUAGGUGGAGGUAUGGGGGGGGGCUGCAGUGACCCCCUGACCCUCGGCACGGUGGGCGGGAGGGAAGCCGCCACUACCCACAAUCCUCAGCGGCCAAGUGCCUGCUGCUUCUGCUGGUGCUGCUGUUGUAGCUGCUCCUGUGUCGCCAUCAGGAAUGAAGAGGAGAGGAGGAGGAGGAGGAGGAGGAAAUCUCAGGAAACAAAGAUGGACACCCUACCCAGCUGUGAAGAUUGCCUCCAGCCGUCUGAGGAGGAGGUCCGUCUCUGGGCCCGCUCCUUCGACAAGCUGAUGAGAAACCCCGCAGGACGGAACGUGUUCCGCGAGUUCCUCCGAACCGAGUACAGCGAGGAGAACAUGAUGUUCUGGCUGGCCUGUGAGGACCUGAAGGAGGAGGACAAUCGGAGCAGGGUGGAGGCGAAGGCUCUCUCCAUCUACGAAGACUACGUCUCCAUCCUCUCUCCCAAAGAGGUGAGCCUCGACUCGCGGGUGCGGGAGGUCAUCAACAAGAAGAUGCAGGAGCCCACGGCGCUGACCUUCGACGACGCCCAGCUGCAGAUCUACACCCUGAUGCACCGAGACUCCUACCCCCGCUUCCUGUCCUCCUCCAUCUACAGCGCCCUGAUCAACGGCGGCUCCCGCUCCUCCUCAGAGUGCUAGAGCUCCGCCUGCUCCUCCAGCUCCCCCUCCCCCUCCUCCUCCUCUCUUUACCCGUCCCAACCAUGCCCCUGUCCCCUCCUCCCUCUCCUCCCCCUCCUCUCUUUACCCGUCCCAACCAUGCUCCUGUCACCUCCUGCUCCUCCUCCUCCUCCUCCCUCUCCUCCCCCUCCACUCUUUACUUGUCCAUGUUCCUGUCUCGCUUUCUCCUCCCGCUCCUCCUCAGAGUGCUAGAGAUCCGCUUGCUCCUCCAGCUCCUCCAGCUCCUCCUCCUCCCCCCUCCUCCCUCUCCUCCCCCUCCUCUCUUUACCCGUCCCAACCAUGCUCCUGUCACCUCCUGGACCUCCUCCCCCCUUCUGUCUCCUUCCUCUCCUCCUCUCUGCUCCUCCCCCUCCUCUCGCCACCCAUCCUAACCACGUUCCUGUAUCCUCCUUUCGUCCGUCUCUCUGUUCCGUCCCUCUGUUAAAGUGGAGGAGCUAGAAACAGCCAUUUUGUGGUACAUUUUGGGAGAAUUCAGCCCCUUUACCCACAUUUCCUGGAGGAGGAGGGACUCAUGGGAGAUGGAGUUCUAACAGCGUCCUCCAGUAGCAUGCCUCAUGACUCAACUAUCGCCUCCACACCUCAACAGCCAAGGAGAUUAUUAUUUUUCCAGUCAAUCAAAGCUGGACCUGAACCCUCGCUCCACCCAGAACUGUCUGACCGACUCCUAAACCAACCCCACCUCCAGACCCCAACCCCACCUCUAAACCCCACCUCCAAACCCCAGCAACACUCCGAAACCAACCCCAACCCCCACCUCCAAACUCAACCCACACUCCUAAACCAACUACACCUCUGAGCCCAUCCACUCCAAAACCAACCCCCACCUCCAAACCCCAGUCCACACUCCAAAACCAACCCCAUCUCCAAACCCCAGCCCAACCAGAAGCAUGUUCCUCUCCUGCAGGGCGACCAGACCUGAGGACGCUGAAGGAGGAAACCACCCAGCGCCGAGAUUCACUUCCUCUCAUGUGUGCGACGGACAUUUUGUUGAGUUGUUUACAGUUUGAAACCCGGAGGGACACUGGACGAGACCAGCAGGUCAACAGAUAGGGAUCUGUCCCGGGGACGUCCCCAAGGCCAGGCCAGACCCAGGGCCCGACCCAGACCACUUCCACACCAAUUCAGGACUAAAGUUCAACGUAGGCGGCCAUUUCGGGUUGUUCUUGGUGUAUGAGCGCAGUGUGUGUUGACCUCUGUUCUCCCUUCAUCUACCUUCACCCCCCCCCCCCCCCCCCCCCCCCCCCCCCCACUCUAGCCAACACUUGGUUGGUUAUGACGGCAAACUUAAGUUCCUGCUUUUUUAGUAAGAACCGUGCACUUCCAAAAUCACUCCCCUCUCCGUCUAGCUCUCUCUCCCUCCUCCUCUCUUUCUCUCUUUCCCCCCCUCCACCAUCCAAAGCAGCUGAGAGAACGGACACAAAGACAGAAUCACAGACAGAAGUUCGGUUUCUAAGCGAUGAGCGAGAAGGUCAUCCGAUAUUUUUUUUCUUCGGACCAGUUCCUGCAGAAGAAGAAUCGACAAAAACAAUCGUAAAAACAUUGUUUUGAACAUGUGACCGCCCCACCCAACCCUCGAUGCAAUGCAAGACACACUGCAAUAAAACCACUGGAUAUGUACACACACACACACACACACACCACACACAACAACUCACACAAACACACACACAACAACUCACACACACACACACACACACACACACACACACACACACACACACACACACACACACACAACACACACACACAGAGUGACACAUCCUUGUGAGGACCUGUGUUGUUGUUGUUGUUGUGGACGGUUAGCCUCUAGCUGUUAUGAGACACAACGGCUGACUAAAACAAAACGUCUUCAUUACCCUCCCCUCCAAGCUAAUGUUAGCAUCUAGUGUUAUGAAGAGCGCAGUCCAAAAAGGUUAGGUUAGCAUUUGGAGUUAUGAAGAGCACGGUCAAACAAGCUAGCGUUAGCAUCUAGGGUUAUGAAGAGCGCAGUCCAACAAGCUAACAUUAGCAUCUAGAGAUGAAGAGCGCAAUCCAACAAGCUAAUGUUAGCAUUUGGAAUUAUGAAGGGCGCCCUCCAACGAGCUAACAUUAGCAUUUGGAGUUAUGAAGAGCACGGUCCAACAGGCUAACUUUAGCAUCUAGAACUAUGAAGAGCGUGGUCCAACAAGCUAACGUUAAUCUAAAGCUAUGAUGAGUGCGGUCCAACAAGCUAAUGUUAGCAUCUAGAGCUAUGACGAGCUUGGUCCAACAAGCUUACGUUAGCCUCUAGAGUUAUGGUCCAACAAGCUAACGUUAGCAUCUAGAAUGAAGAGCGACAAGCCAAUUAAUCGUUAACUUCAUCACCAGUCAUUCAGAUCAUUUAAAUCGAUUCCUCUCAUGUCAAAGAACACUUUGAUUUGUUGUGAAGGACAGAAAAUGAAACUCUUUCAAAAUGUCUGCCAAACUCUGCCAUCACUAAGAGGGUCUCACCUGGUCUGGAUGAGUGACAGGUCUCUGAGCCAAUGAAACGGGCUCAUCACCCCUCAGAGCCCACCCCAGAGAACCCACUUCACCGUCCUCACUGGGAACACACACACACACACACACACACCAGGCCGGCCUUCUGGGGACCGUUGCUGUUGCUGCUGACCUCUGCGACCUCUCACCUCCGACCUCACCACUGUCUUGCUCGUGAUUGGCCGUCGGCUCCCUGGCUGAGCAGCGGUUGGUCGAUUCAGGGAGGUGGGCGGGAGGGAACCCCAGGUUCAAAAAGAGAAGAAACUAUGGAGCUACAUGAUAUAGUAUGUAUAGAUCUAUAGAGUACAGAAGAGAGAGGAUGUUACACCCAGACAAGCGGAGAAAACAUCUAUCUUAGUAUUGUUCAUGUUAUUUAUUUUGUAUUUGGUUCAAACUGUGAUUUUAAUUGUACAUAUAUAAACAGAAACGCAGGAAACAUCC
Gadus morhua (Atlantic cod) is the source of this 3983-nucleotide messenger RNA. RefSeq names its product regulator of G protein signaling 19 (gene rgs19). Bases 312 to 1007 code for a protein of 231 amino acids. The record is from RefSeq and is a predicted model, not a curated record. NCBI's taxonomy places the organism in Eukaryota, Metazoa, Chordata, Actinopteri, Gadiformes, Gadidae. The transcript has 6 exons.